This is a messenger RNA of Camelina sativa (false flax), 482 nucleotides long. RefSeq names its product guanine nucleotide-binding protein subunit gamma 2. Lineage: Eukaryota; Viridiplantae; Streptophyta; Magnoliopsida; Brassicales; Brassicaceae. Gene Ontology annotation, biological process: G protein-coupled receptor signaling pathway. The record is from RefSeq and is a predicted model, not a curated record.
CGUGUGAAUUUUUUGAUGGAAGUGGGUAGCUCCAAUUCAUCGGGUCAGCUUUCAGGGCGGGUCGUUGAUACAAGAGGCAAACACAGGAUUCAAGCUGAACUCAAAAGGCUUGAACAAGAAGCUAGAUUCUUAGAGGAAGAGCUGGAGCUGCUUGAGAGGAUGGACAAUGCAUCAGCGUCCUGCAAAGAGUUCUUAGACAGUGUUGACAGCAAACCUGAUCCUCUUCUUCUUGAAACAACAGGUCCGGUGAAUGAGACAUGGGAUCAAUGGUUCGAAGGCCCUAAAGAAACAAAACGAUGUGGCUGCUCCAUUCUUUGAUCUUACUUUCCCUCUUAUUUUUUUUUAUCUCUACGUCUUCUAGAAGAGUGAGUUUGUGUUUUUACAUUCCGCGGCAGUGAAAUUGAUGUAAUUGGCAAAGAAUUAUGAUUCAUUUGUGCAGAUAAAAAUCUAUUGAUAUUGACGUCUCUUAAUUUAAAAGAGAA